Monopterus albus (swamp eel) is the source of this 1504-nucleotide messenger RNA. Its product is annotated as olfactory receptor 10J5-like. The record is from RefSeq and is a predicted model, not a curated record. The transcript has 3 exons. Gene Ontology annotation, cellular component: membrane. Gene Ontology annotation, biological process: detection of chemical stimulus involved in sensory perception of smell; G protein-coupled receptor signaling pathway. Lineage: Eukaryota; Metazoa; Chordata; Actinopteri; Synbranchiformes; Synbranchidae. The coding region runs from base 59 to 1504 and encodes 481 amino acids. Gene Ontology annotation, molecular function: G protein-coupled receptor activity; olfactory receptor activity; odorant binding.
AUUAACUAUUCUGAAUGUUUUGGUCCUACUAGUGAAUGAGCUGUGCUGCUGUGCAGACAUGAAGAGCAACAACAGCCUGACUCCCUCCUAUUUUCAGUUCACUGUGUUUGCAGACUAUGGGCCCCUCAGAUAUCUUUUCUUCAGUCUCUCUCUGUUGAUCUACAUGACUAUAAUCUCUGCUAAUCUUGUCAUUGUUCUCUCAGUCUGCCUGGAGAACUCUCUGCAUCAAGCCAUGUAUAUUUUCAUCUGCUCUCUGUGUUUAAACUCUCUGUAUGGCUCGACCGGCUUCUUCCCCAGGUUCCUGAUGGACCUUCUGUCCGACACUCAUUUCAUCUCCCGUCCGCUCUGUUUCACUGAGAUGUACAUUACUAACACUUAUGUAGCACAUGAGGUGUCUCUCCUCACAGUCAUGGCCUAUGACAGGUAUGUUGCUAUUUGCCAGCCUUUACACUAUCACAGUAAAAUAAAAUUUAGGAUGGUGCUGCUGCUUUUGUUCCUUGCUGUGCUGCACCCUGUGUGUAUUUUAGGCAGCUUUUUUUAUUUGGCCACCACUUUGCCUUUGUGUGGAAACAAACUGCAGAGGGUUUUUUGCAACUGCUGGUCUAUAAUCAGUUUCUCCUGUGUGGAUACAACUGUGAUCAACAUAGCAAGUCAAUUUGUUGCUGUGGCAUCAGUCUUUAUCCCCCUGUCCUUUGUCCUGUACACCUACCUGCGCAUUCUGCUUGUCUGCAGGAGAAGUUCAUCUGAAUUCAGAGGAAAGGCCUUACAGACCUGCCUGCCCCACAUAGUGACCUUUGGGAACUAUUGCAUCUCUCUGUUCUGUGAGUUUUCACUGAGUUGGUAUAAAGUUGAUGAAGUAAAUACAUUUUCUGUUGUUUUAUCUUUGGAGUUUUUGAUCAUUCCUCCCAUCAUUAACCCUCUGGUUUAUGGCCUGAACCUGCCACAGAUCAGAACAGGGUCCAAGGUGUGCCAACGAUGGGUCGGCUGGUGCACCAACACCGUGUCAGACUCUGUUCCUGUUUCUGAGUGGGUUGGCCAGCACGCUGACAUCGCCUCACACUCGGUUCAUGUUCUUGACCCCGAAUGGGUCAGCCGGCAUGCCGACACCGGCUCUGUUCUUGCCCAUUGGCCUGGUAAAACAAAUGUCCCCUAUAAGGUAUUGGUCACCUGGUGUGCUGACAAGAGUGUCCCCACCAAGGUCUCCACUUCUCAGUGCACCGACAAAGAUGCUCCAGCCUCCCCCUCUGUUCCAGCUCCUGAGUGGGUCAACGACAAUGCCACCCUUCUCCCAGCAGCUGAGUGGUUUGACAAUGCCAACAACACCACCAAAUCUCCAGACCCCGAGUGGGCAGACAACACCACCCUGUGCCCAGUUCCUGAAUGGGCUGAUGUGACCUCUGUUCUGCCUGCCAGCUCUUCGUCAGCCCUGCAACUCCAGCCCCAGUUGGUCCCACUGCAGCAUUCCCUGAGUGUGGCUGUCGUGGCAAGAGAUCUCAUUGUUUAA